Messenger RNA from Procambarus clarkii (red swamp crayfish), 441 nucleotides. Lineage: Eukaryota; Metazoa; Arthropoda; Malacostraca; Decapoda; Cambaridae. The record is from RefSeq and is a predicted model, not a curated record.
AUGGGCGAGGUGCGCAGUUUGUGUGUGGUGUUGGUGUGGUGGCUGGUGUGGUGCGGCGAGGCGUGGUGCGGGAGUCCCAGCGUCACUUACAUAGAGUCCCGCUGGGGGGACUUUUUCAUGGCAGAGAACCGGAGCGUCGUGAGGACGGCCGCCUUCCUCGUCCUCCCCACCACCAACCUCUGUACGUGUAAGACCCAGUGUAUGGCAUCAGGGAAGUGUCAAGCGUGGUCCCUGGUGGAGACCUCCCCCGGGGUCAGCGAGUGUUGGCUGGCUAGCCAAGGUCCUGUUGUCUACGGCACCACACUCGACACCACCACCGUCACCACCACCACACCAAACACCAACGCCACCUACUUCUUCAGGAAAGCUCUCUCUUGCCUAUUUAUUGCAUGUCUCUACCGCCUCUUCAAGGUAAUUUUACAAUCUUCACAAUUGACUUGA